GCGCGCCCCGCCGAGCCGGCGCCAAGAUGGCGGCGCUGACGAGUGCAGAGCGGCCGCGCCGGGGUCCGCGGGGGACGAAGCUGAUCCUCCGCGGCUGAGCCCCUGAGCCGCCCUCGAGGCAGGCGCCCAGUCGCCGGGGCCCGGGACAUGGUGCGAUCCGCGCCGCGCAGCCGCCGCCGCUGCCGCUGAACUCGGGAGCCGCGCCGGGCUCGGACGUGGGAGCGGGAAGAUGUUUUCCGCGCUCAAGAAGCUGGUGGGGUCGGAGCAGGCUCCGGGCCGCGACAAGAACAUCCCGGCUGGGCUGCAGUCCAUGAACCAGGCGCUGCAGAGGCGCUUCGCCAAGGGGGUGCAGUACAACAUGAAGAUCGUGAUCCGAGGGGACAGGAACACGGGCAAGACAGCCCUGUGGCACCGGCUGCAGGGCAAGAAGUUCGUGGAGGAGUACAUCCCCACGCAGGAGAUCCAGGUCACCAGCAUCCACUGGAGCUACAAAACCACUGAUGAUAUCGUGAAAGUUGAAGUCUGGGAUGUGGUUGACAAAGGAAAAUGCAAGAAGCGAGGCGAUGCCUUGAAGAUGGAGAAUGAACCCCAGGAGGCGGAGUCCGAGAUGGCCCUGGAUGCCGAGUUCCUGGACGUGUACAAGAACUGCAACGGGGUGGUCAUGAUGUUCGACAUCACCAAGCAGUGGACCUUCAACUACAUUCUCCGGGAGCUUCCCAAAGUGCCGACGCACGUGCCUGUGUGCGUGCUGGGGAACUACCGCGACAUGGGCGAGCACCGCGUCAUCCUGCCCGACGACGCGCGAGACUUCAUCGACAACCUGGACAGGCCCCCAGGGUCUUCUUACUUCCGCUACGCCGAGUCCUCCAUGAAGAACAGCUUCGGGCUCAAGUACCUGCACAGGUUCUUCAACAUCCCAUUCCUGCAGCUCCAGAGAGAGACGCUGCUGCGGCAGCUGGAGACGAACCAGCUGGACAUCGAUGCCACGCUGGAGGAGUUGUCCGUGCAGCAGGAGACCGAGGACCAGAACUACGACAUCUUCCUUGAGAUGAUGGAGGCCCGCAGCCGUGGCCACGCGUCCCCGCUGGCCACCAACGGGCAGAGUCCAUCCUCGGGCUCCCCAUCUCCUGUGGUGCCUCUGAGUGCAGUGUCCACGGGGAGCUCCAGCCCCAGCACACCCCAGCCGGCUCCGCAGCCGCCCCUCCAGGCCCCCUCGGCUUGCCUGGGGCCCCCCUGCCCCUCGGAGGCGCCGCCAGCCCCUGCACACCCCCUGGUCCCCGCGGCACCCCCCCGGCGCAGCAUCAUCUCGCGGCUGUUCGGGACCUCGCCGGCGGCCGAGGUGGCCCCUUCACCCCCAGAGCCGGCCCCAGCUUCAGAGGCCCCGGCAAGAGUCCAGAACGUGGAGGACUUUGUUCCUGACGACAGUCUUGACCGCAGCUUCCUGGAGGACGUAGCCCCCCCAAAGGAUGAAAAGAAAGUUGGAGCCAAGGUCCCGCAGGACAGUGACAGCCCACCUCACACCUGCUCUCCUGUCGACCUUUGCCACAGCUCUGCUGCAAUGUGUGAUGGGGAGGCCCCAGGAGGGAACCCAAUGGUGGCGGGUUUCCAGGACGACGUGGACCUUGAAGAUAAGCCGCCUAGUAGGCCCCUGCCACCCACGGGCCCCAUCCCCAGGGAGCACAUCACUCUGUCCAGCGAGGAGGAAGAGGUGGCGGCAGGGCGCCACGAGGCCACCGUCCUGGCCCCCCAGAAGUGCUCUGAACCAGGGACCAAACGUUCCUCCACGAAGGCCUCGAGGCCACACCAGGACGCAGCUCCCAAGGCCACAGAGCCCCACUGGCCAGGCGGCACUGAGGGCUCCUCUCCGGGGCUGGAGGACCGGGGGGACAAGCAGGUGUCAUCGGAGAGUGACCCCGAGGGGCCUAUUGCCGCCCAGAUGCUCUCCUUCGUCAUGGACGACCCUGACUUUGAGAGUGACUCAGAUGCUCAGCGGAGAGCGUGUGAGUUCCCGGUGCGAGAGGACCUCUCGGACGUGACGGAUGAGGAAGCCGGCCCUGUCCAGCCGCCCCCGCCCCCCAAACCCCCUGCCCCCUCCUUCAGACUGAAGAACGACUCGGAUCUCUUCGGGUUGGGGCUGGAGAACACAGGCCACAAGGAGAGCAGCGAGGAAGAUAAGGAGGGCAGGCCUCCCUCGAAGGAGAAGAAGAAGAAGAAGAAGAAGGGCAGAGAGGAGGAAGAGAAGGCCGUGAAGAAGAAGAGCCGGCGGAAGAAGAGCAGGGACCAAGCGGAGGACAAGGGUCGGGAGGAGCGGCGGCGGCGGCGGGGCACAGAGAGGCCUGCGGUCGACGAGCUGGAGGCCUUCCUGGGGGGCGGGGCCCCGGGCGGCCACCUCCGCGGGGGCGGCGAUUAUGAGGAGCUCUAGGCCUGGCGCGCAGACCACAGGGCGCUCCGCAUGUGCUGGGGGCGCUGGGCCUGCCCUGCGGGGAGGGGCAGCCGGCCCCCAGCGCUUCUCAGGGAUGGGACUGAGGCCGAGGAAGCCCGUGAGGCUGUUUGCAGGGUUGGGGCAAUGUUCCCGUCGCCCGCCCGGCCCCUGCUUGCCCUCGGCCCGCCGCACGCACUCACCCAGGCCCGCUGCAUGCAGCGGCCUCCGCUUCAGCUGCGCCGGCUCUGCAGACCUCUGGUCCCCAGACCCUUGGGGCACCUGUGCGCAGAGGGCAGGCGGCGCUGGCGCGUCUCUGGGGGCAGCUCUUUCCAGGCACGGCGACCGGCUUUGCACCCGCACCUGAGCUCGGGCGUGCGCGGGCCAAGCGGGGAGGCCCACAACACUCGUGUUCUUUUGUUGUCCUUGCACACCACUCGGACCAUAAAGCUCUCCUGUUUUACUGCG
This is a messenger RNA of Aethalodelphis obliquidens (Pacific white-sided dolphin), 2887 nucleotides long. RefSeq names its product RAB, member RAS oncogene family like 6 (gene RABL6). Gene Ontology annotation, cellular component: cytosol; nucleus. The record is from RefSeq and is a predicted model, not a curated record. The transcript is spliced from 16 exons. Gene Ontology annotation, molecular function: GTP binding. Lineage: Eukaryota; Metazoa; Chordata; Mammalia; Artiodactyla; Delphinidae. The coding region runs from base 230 to 2422 and encodes 730 amino acids.